Messenger RNA from Mobula hypostoma (lesser devil ray), 6373 nucleotides. It is a transcript of the gene triobpb, whose product is annotated as TRIO and F-actin binding protein b. Gene Ontology annotation, biological process: positive regulation of substrate adhesion-dependent cell spreading. The transcript is spliced from 27 exons. Gene Ontology annotation, cellular component: actin cytoskeleton. The record is from RefSeq and is a predicted model, not a curated record. Lineage: Eukaryota; Metazoa; Chordata; Chondrichthyes; Myliobatiformes; Myliobatidae. Bases 1508 to 4984 code for a protein of 1158 amino acids. Gene Ontology annotation, molecular function: actin filament binding.
GGUCGUUAACGGUGAGCACAAAAAGCGCGGGAGGGUUUGCUUCCUGUGAGUCAGAAAUCUGAUGAAAGGCCAUUUCGUUGAAAUUGUUAACUCUUGCUCCUCUGGUAUAAGGAGCAGUCGAACAUUUCCAGUACACUGCGUAAUGUAAAUUCUGUAGCAGCAUUUUGCCAUUUAGGCGUUAGCGCUCGCGUCCUAGCAAAAGUGCAGAAAGUUAUCUGAUUUCAUUGCGAGAUCUUACUUUGCACAGAUUGCCCGCUAGUUUUGCUCAACACGGUGAUCUCACUGCGAAACUACUUCGGCCUGGGCUGUGAAAGGCGGGUCAUAGAAAUGACCCCGGGAAUGAAAGGAUUGAAGUAAGAGGAGCGUUUGAUGCCUGUACUCUUUGGAGUUUAGAAGAAUGAGGGGGGAAAAGUCAUUGAAACCAAUCUAAUAUUGAAAGACCCAGAGUGGACGUGGAGAGGAUGUUUCCUAUAGUGGCGGGGUCUAGGACCAGAAAGCACAGCUUCGGAACAGAGAUGAGAAGGAGUUUCUUUAGCCAGAAGUUGGUGAAUCUGUGGAAUUCAUUGCCACAGACAGCUGUGGGUGCCAAAUCAUUGGGCAUAUUUCAAGCGGAGGUUGAUACAUUCUUGAUUAGUAAAGGCGUCAAAGGUUACGGGAAGGCCCGAGAAUGGUGUUGAAUAGGAUAAUAAAUCAGCCAUCAGUGAAUGGCGCAAUUCUGCUCCUAGGUAUUAUGGUCUUGUAAAUAAUUAUUUUGUCCUUUCCUACAAACUCCUAUUCCAUCGCUCGCCAGCAGAUGUGCCCAUUGAAGCGCACUUGGAGGCGGUUCCCUCUGUAAUUGACAGCACAGCCCACCAAUGAGCCUAUGCUCCGAGUUUGGUACUCUCCAAUUAGGGGCCGGCGUUGUCCGGCCCUGGUGAUUGACAGCCACUGAUUGUCCCGCACCACCAGGUACGAUGGGUUGUAACCGGGCAGCUGCGAGUUGAUGUCAGAUUGGAACUCCUAAAACCUGUCCAAAAAGCGCCGCGUGUAAGUUUAUUCAAUGUACUGGAAGUCUGUGAAGGAGGCAAUCAUUUGAGCGAACUUUAUGAAUGUUUGCUGAAGUAAAUUUGGCAGCAAAAUCCAAUUUUGACCACGGACUUCGGCAAAGCGUCACUUUAUAGACAAUAAAAUGUCUUUUAAAGAGCAGCAUUUUAAAAUACUGGGGAAUUAUUUUCGAGAGCUUGGAAUAUUGCUGCUUGUGAAUUGUGCAGGCAUGUUCUCGGGAUGUGUGCUACAUUGAGCUUGCUGCUUGGAUAACUACAGAUUUGCUGCAUUUCUUGACAAACAAUUCCGAAAUUGAGCCUCGGCUGCAAAUAUCUAAUUGAUAUUUAUGUAACUGGCCUCUUGUGGGGACGAAGAGAGUUUGCUCUGGUCCCUGGUUGUAAGCAUGAGGCGACAAAUGACCAAGUCCGCAAGGAGGGUACAGCCAUGCAUUGUGUCUUUCUAAGGCAAUACAACUUUUAACUUGAUGGCUCCGAGUGAGUUUUCGUGGAUAAUGUUUGUCGUUAACCCACGGGCCUGCUUGAAGUUCCAAGCAAAUGUUUUUGACAGGAGCAGGUGCCAGAAUUGUUUCAAAGCCUUUGAUCUCCAUCGAAAAGACUGCGGUCGCGAUGACAACCAGCUGCAGUAUGGCGGUCCCGGCCCGAACCUGCACACCAGCGCAUUUAAGGAAGGGGGUCCACACUUCAUUUCUCCAGACUGGAAUCUCUACUGUGGAACCAGCCCCGAGGAGGUGACUGCCAGCUGGCAGGCGGAAUCGAGAAUGCACAAUCCAUUGACCAGUCAGAUCCGCAGGAAAUGGUCAGCGGACUCAUCCUCUCGGAUCUCGGAGUUAUCCAGUACGGCGGGGUCCAGGGGCUGCCUGUUAAGAGGAGAGUGGACACCGGGGUCCAAUGUCUCCACACUGCAGGGAGAGAGCAGGAACAGGGACCUGCACACCGAGAGUCCAACUUGGGCCCAGUCGUGCAGCAGAACCAAUUCAGUGGGCUCGCGGGCAGGCACAGAGCUGGUGAGCGCUGAGCGAGUGACUGGCCGCAAGCCUCGGGUGGAAAGUGGGUACUUCUCCUUGGAGCGAGCAAAGUCAGACUCUGUCCACAGCCAGUCCCCCGACGGGCGCCGUGCUGCAGAGGCCCGGAGUGCGGGAGGAGGAGGAGGGCUGCUCAACCUCGGCCGGCUCACCUCGUCCCAGAGCUCCUUUGAGUCGGGGUCGAGCUGGGGCACAGCCUCCACCGUGGGCAACCCGGAGUCCAGGCUCCUCCGCAGGGACUACACAGCACUGGCGGACAUCCCAAAGCCCAAGAGGAUCAUCGGCCGAGAGAAGCUGGAGCAGGACUGUAAACAACUGGGGCAGAGGACGCGGACGCGGAGCCCCGGGCGCGAGGAGGUGGAACGCUUGUUUGGGCAACAACGCAGGCCGGUUACUGAGGCAUAUCGUGACUUCAUCCCUACCAACGUGGGUAGAGCACAAAGAGAAUCUACGAUAUCCCAUCGCCUCGAGGAAGAAUCGAGCAUGAGUAAGGUCUAUCCCAGGAGAUUUCAACAGAAAGAGACCGACCGGGAAGGCUCUCAGCGGACUUUCUCCAAAAGCAGAAUGCGAGAUGCUUCCACAGACACUAAGUACGACGUGCCUGACAGAGGUGUCUCAAAACAGGCCUCCUCAUUCUCAAUGAAAAUCAACCACCGAUAUCUAACACAGCAGCGUGAUAAGGUGGAUACAAGGGUUUACUCCCAAAAAGAAGAACUGACCAUCUGCACUAAAUGUUCCCGCUUUGCUUUGGAAGUUAACAAGGUAGAUGGAAGGUUUUCAAAAGAAGACUCAAGUUCAUACACUGGAUAUCUGCAGUCUGCUGCCAAGGUUGAAGCAAAUUUCUCCGAACGGACUGCUCACCGAGAGAAUGCUCGGACUUUCUCCAGGAGUGAUCGGGCUGAGAGAGGUUUACCUAAUAGGUACAUCUCCAACUCGCUGAACAGAGAUGUCCGUCAGCAGGGGACCGAAAAGGACAAGAAGACUGACAGAGGAUUCUCAAACAGGGCCACUUCAAGCUCGCUGAACAGAGACGGCCAUUUGCAAACAGCCAGCAAGCACAGUAAGCCAGACCUCCUGAAUUUCAAGAAGGGCUGGAUGUCCAUUCUGGGUGACUCUGGCGAGUGGAAGAAACACUGGUUUGUUCUGACAGACUGCAGCUUGAGAUAUUACCGAGACUCCACAGCGGAGGAGGCUAAUGACCUAGAUGGAGAGAUUGACCUGCGGAACUGCAGCAACGUCACUGAGUACCAGGUGCAAAGGAACUAUGGAUUCCAGAUUCACACCAAGGAACUGGUGUACACCCUGUCGGCAAUGACCUCUGGGAUUCGGAGAAACUGGAUUGAGGCUCUCAGGAAGAAUGUUCGUCCAAACUCUUCGCCCGAUGUGACAAAGAGGAACAGUUGGAUGAAAACCCCACCUUCAAAAGCCAGUUUAACAGACAGCAAUAAGGAAAACACUUUCCGUGACGUGAUCACCAGGAGGACCACAGGGAGACAGGAGGCGGCAUCUGCAGAAAGGACGUGGGGGAGCCGCAGGGCAGAUGGCCAUGAGCAGCGUCUACCCGCGCACGACUGCGUGGAGCUGGAGCCCGUGCAGCAGCCGUGCGCACCAGAGCCCGCGGACUCGCGCGUGCAGGAUCCCACACCGGCCAGUACACGCAUCCCAGAGCCCGCGCUGCUGCGCGGACAGGACUCAGCCAGGGCGGACGAGCUGCAGCGCGACCAGGCGCAGCGGAUCACCGAGCGGAGCAGGUGGUUCGAGUCCACGGCCCCCAGCGACGGCCCGAGGAAGGAGACGGACUGGAGCUUCGAGCCCAUCCACAUCCCCGAGGCCCUCAGCAAGGACAUUGAGGUGAAGUGGCAGGAACUGGAGCGCAUUCCUCUGCGGGACCACAAGCAGGUCCCCCUCGUCUGCGUGCGGCCUUCCCCCUCCAGGCAGAACGACAGCGGCACCUCGGCGACCACGGAGCGGCUGGAGAAGGAGAUCUCCACCCUAAAUCAACAACUGGAUGAAACCAGGAAAGAGCUAGAAACUUUCCGGGAGCAGAGUUUUCAGCUGCAGGGGCAGCUAAACGCAUCCGAGGACCUGAAAAAGCAGACGGCUCCUAAAGGCUUCAUCUCUCAGGCAACCUGCGAGCGAAGCUUUAUGGAGAUGGAGAAAUCCCACCAGAAGGCGAUGGAGGAGCUGCAGAGGCAACACCAGCGGGAGUUGGAGAGGGUCCAGCAGGAGAAAGAGCAGCUGCUGUCUGAGGAAACCAACGCCACAAUCGCCGCCAUCGAAGCAGUGAAAAAGGCACACCGCGAAGAGCUGGAGAGGGAGAUGGAGAAAAUGCGCUGCACGCAAAGCAUUGCGGCCAACAGCGAUCUGGAGAGACUGCAUAAGCAGCACCAGAAGGAGCUGCAGGUGCUGCAGCGGGAGCUGCAGGUGCUGUCGGAGCAGUACUCCCGCAAGUGCCGGGAGAUCGACUGCCAGGUGAAGGAGACCCAGCUGCGGGAGAAGGACCUGUCGCGGAGCCAGCAGGAGAACAAGGAGCUGCUGCGGCAGAACCAGGAGCUGAACAGCCAGUUGCUGGAGGAAAUAGCACGGAUACGAGAGCUCGUUACAGGGAAGAGCCAAGAUAGCACAGCCACUUUACCUGUGACAGGUGACAGAGACAGCUGUGAACUAGAGAUGUUGCUGCGGGUGAAGGAGAACGAAGUGCAGAAUCUCAGGAAGGAAACGCUGUGCCUACGCGAUGAGCUUCAGACCGUGCAGUGGGAUAAGAAGUACGCCACGGACAGGUACAACGAUAUUUUCGUGGAAUUGAGCGUCAUGAAGGUGAGAACGGAGCGUGAGCUGUGCCAGGUGAAAGAGCAGCUGAAGCUGGCACUGUCUGCACUGAAUGAGAAGACGACUUUACAGGACAGCGGCAGAAAAUAACGGCUCCCCCUUGGCCUUGCCACAGAGGAAGAGACCCAGCGAUGAAGCCUUCAGUCCCGGCCGAAGGCUCGGAAUUACCUGUGGAUGCGGAGGUGCCUGGAAGACUCGCUCCGUGCCUUUCUUCUGGUCCUACUGUUUAAUAACGGCUCCCAAUGUCGAAAUUGCUGUGAAAUUAAAACUGAGAAUAUAUAUAUAUAUAUAUAUAUUAUGUAUACACACCGGUUAGCAGUUAUCACCUGUUCCAUUCAACCCCUCAUCCAUCCUAACCCCUCGCACGGUUGCCGUGGUAUCCUGCAACCACUAGGCAUUGGCCUGCUUUUCCGAUGCGUCCGAGUCGGCGGCUGUGAAGACCACAGUGGCUCUGGGCUGGGAUUCCCCACUCCAGCGUCUUGGCUUUGUACUGGAAGGUACACAGCCCAUCCUUUGGCGCCAUAGCCAGUUCCAGCGUCCAGGGUGGCCAGCUCGAGCUGGGGCUGUCUCCAGAGCUUGUCUUCCCUCGUUCCGCCCAGCCCGCCACCCCACCCGCGGAGCAGCCGGUGGGAAUGGGCAUGGACACACUGACCCAUCACCACGCUCUGUUUGCAGAGGGAAUCAGGAGUGUUCUACCUGUGUGGUGGGAAUUCACCCUCCCUGCCGUACAGAUUUCUCGAACUUGUCAGUUCAAAAGGCUUUGUUCCUCAUCACCCCCCCGCCAGCUUUUUAUGACUGUCAGCAUUGAACUUCAACGCCCUGAAAUCUUCCUCCCAGCUGAUCCUCAGGGCAGCUUCCAGGGAGUGAACCAGCCUUCUCCUGGAAAUCCCGGGAUGGACAGGCGGUUGGUGACCCGAAAUGGGAAUCAGCUCUGUUUAAGCAGGAUGUUCAGGGGGUUCAUUCAGGACCCUUCUCUCCCCUCCUCCGCUAUCCAAGCCAAGUGACGAGUGGCUGAGGAAGAAAGGAGGUGUAUUAUUAUGUGAGGUGCUGUGGCAGAGUCCAGUUCAGUCUGUACCCUGCCGUGCUAAAGCUUUGGACAGAUGCACGUGAUUUUUUCAUGUUCGUACAUGUGCUGCAGCCCGGAAACUUCCUCUACCCUGCAGGUUUAGCAGACAAAGGCAUUCACACCAUCAAGCCCAUUCUACCAUUCAGUUUGAUCCUUAGGAUGAGCGGGGAGGAGAAACCACUUUCUCCCAUCUCACUUUUCAAAAUCCUUGAUACGCAUAUCCAAUGGGACUGGAUGGAUAGGGUAUAAGGACACCCAGGGGUGGGGCAUAUCCAAUGGGACAUGGAUGGGCAGGGUAUGAGGGCACCCAGGGGUGGGGCAUAUCCAAUGGGACAUGGACGGGUCGGGUAUAAGGACACCCUGGGGUGGGGCAUAUCCAAUGGGACAUGGACGGGUCGGGUAUAAGGACACCC